Molecule: messenger RNA, 1616 nt
Organism: Laccaria bicolor S238N-H82
Lineage: Eukaryota; Fungi; Basidiomycota; Agaricomycetes; Agaricales; Hydnangiaceae
Exons: 12
Coding region: 442-1527 (361 amino acids)
Molecular function (GO): oxidoreductase activity, acting on paired donors, with incorporation or reduction of molecular oxygen; monooxygenase activity; iron ion binding
Source: RefSeq, a predicted model, not a curated record
AUGGAUGUGACUACAUCGCAACUCCUCCUCUUGGCUGGCGCGACCCUCUUGGGUCUCUGGGCAACCUCUGCGCGGAAAUCGCGAUCGAACCCAAAUCGACUUCCACUGCCUCCUGGACCUAAGGGAUAUCCAGUUGUAGGUAACCUGUUCGACAUGCCUAAGGAGAAAAUGUGGUUACUUCAUGACCAGUGGUUUCAAUCAUAUGGGGACAUGGUCUACUAUGAAGUCCUCGGCCAGCCAAUUCUCAUCUUGGGGUCGUUAAAGAGGACGAACGAUCUAUUUGAGAAACGAUCAUCCAAUUAUUCCAGCAGGCCUUCAUUUAUGACGACAAAAUUUAAAAUUGAAAGAAUGGGAGCUGGAUGACACCGCAAGGCAUUCCACGAACACUUCCAUCCCAAUGUUGUUCCCAAAUACCAACCCAUCCAAGCCGAAGCAGCCAAAAUGUUCCUCCGUCGACUCUUAGCUUCACCUGACGAUUUCAUGGACCAUAUCCGACACUACUUUGCAGGCAGCAUCAUGGAAAUCUGCUACGGAAUCACCGUUCUAGAAGACAAUGAUCCCUACAUAUCAAUCGCCAAGGAAGCCAUGGAAGGUAUCGCUGAAGCCGGUCCAGGAGCCUUCUUGGUCGACCUACUUCCCGUAUUGAAAUACGUCCCCAGAUGGUUCCCCGGUGCUGAAUUUAAGAGAAAGGCAGCUAGGUGGAGGGCGUGUCUUUGUGAAAUGCUAGAGAGGCCGUAUCCCAGGGUUAAAUGGGAAUUGGAAUCGGGAAAUGCACGACCAUCCAUACUUCAAUCGAUGAUAUCAAAUUUACCAGACGAAAGCGAUCCAAAGCGGGGAGAAGCAGAGAAGAUGGCAAAAGCCGUAACAGCCGCGGCAUACGGUGGUGGCUCGGAUACGAUCAUCGCCGUCGUUCAAGCAUUCUUCUUGGCGAUGGCCAUGCAUCCAGACAUACAGCGCAAGGCGCAGGCGGAGAUCGACGCUGUUGUUGGUCAAGAUCGCCUUCCGAAUUUCAGUGACCAAGCGAAGUUGCCUUAUGUUAAUGCUGUUGUUCAGGAAACUCUGCGUUGGCAUCCUAUUUUUCCCAAGGGUGUGCCCCAUAUGUCUACGGAAGACGAUGAAUACGACGGUUAUUUCAUCCCGAAGGGUACAAUUGUCAUGGGAAACGUAUGGACAAUACUGCACGAUCCAAACGCCUUCCCGGAUCCACUCAAAUACGAACCUGAACGAUACCUCAACAUCAAGGAUGCCAAUGGCCGUUUGGACGAUACGAUUCGGAGUCCUGGAGCUGCUGCUUUUGGGUUUGGGCGUCGAGUAUGUCCAGGCAGACACCUGGCUGAAACAUCCCUCUACGCGGCCGUAUCCAACGUCCUGGCAGUCUACAAUAUCAAGCCACCAACCGACGAUGAGGGGAACGAGGUAAAGCUUAGGGAGGAGGUUACAAAUGGGGUUUUAUCGUAUAUGGUGCCUUUCAAAUGUGUGAUUGAACCUCGGUCAAGCGUUGCGUUGGCGUUGAUUCGGGGUGUUUGAUACUAAGGGGACACAAUUUUUUCUUUCUUUCUUUUUGUUACUGUGUAGCCUGUAGGGGAUGUUUGAGUCAAAUAGCGUUGAUCUCUGUG